This is a messenger RNA of Vicia villosa (hairy vetch), 5295 nucleotides long. Its product is annotated as histone-lysine N-methyltransferase EZ3-like. Gene Ontology annotation, molecular function: protein binding; histone methyltransferase activity. Bases 2210 to 4591 code for a protein of 793 amino acids. The record is from RefSeq and is a predicted model, not a curated record. Gene Ontology annotation, biological process: chromatin remodeling. Gene Ontology annotation, cellular component: PcG protein complex. Lineage: Eukaryota; Viridiplantae; Streptophyta; Magnoliopsida; Fabales; Fabaceae. The transcript has 20 exons.
GUCUACCGGUUUACUGAACUGCCUAAUCAAGUUCGAGAAUCAAUUCUAUUUUGACAUCAAAUGGUUUCGGACCCCUCCCAACUACAAAUAAUCCGACCAUCUAAUUUAUUUGGAGGACAACUCUAUUGAAAUUUUUUCCUUAUGUUACCGAACUCUUACUCCACCCUUCAUCUCUCUAGCAAAAUGAGACUAAGAAACAAUUCUUAAAAUAGCUUGAGUAAUCUUUCUUCACUAGCUCGGAAUCAGAAUGCACAUUUCAAAAUCCACCAUCACUGAUAAAGGCAUUACGAUUUCUAGAGGAAGAGAGAUUAGGGCUUUGACUCUCUUCUCUCCCAAACCAUUUCAUAUUCUUCUCCGGUCACUGGCUUACCGUCACUCUUCUUCUUCCUCGCAAGCUCAGAACACCAUGCCGCGCCUCCAAUUUCUCUCCACAUUCCAAUCUCAGUCCAUCCAAAUUUUCCCUCCCUUUUCCGCCAUUGAGAUCGGAGCUCCAUGCUCCGAGGUACUCUUUCUCCAUCUUCUCAUUCAUUUCAUUCAUUUUUAGGGAGACAAUUUUGAUACAGAUAGGAUCCGAUUGUCUAACAAGUAUACAAUAAUUGAAUAAUCUAUAUGUAUAUGUGGAAAAUGGAAAUCAGUUCUUCAAAGUUAAUUACAUUCAUUGGAUGUUAUGAUGCUUGGUUAUUUCUUUUUAUAGCUUUAUUUCAUUGCUUUUAUGUGUUGAUUCUUAGUCUCUGAAAACUUAUCCAAUACAAGAAAUUUUUAGGUUUAGUUUAUAUAAGUGGCUAGUGGCUACCUUCAUGUUGAUUAUAAUUUAUGCAUGUAUUUCUGUGGGCAUCUCCGUUCUCGGCACUGCUUGGUAAUGCCGUUUCCCUUGCUUUUUUCCGUUUACUAUUCUCUGUUUUUUUUUCUUCUCAUGUUUGAAUCUGAUUAUGUAAUAGUUGAAGAUGAAUUUAUAUAACCGGUUGUAGCUUAGAGAACCCCAUAUUAUUGAAAUCAGUGUUAGUGAUGGCAGAUGGUGGGCCAGAGCCAAAAUUCUGCAAUAAAGUAUGACAUAUGGCACCACCAUCCUUCACAUAUUUGACCGUGGAGGAGAGCCAAAAAACCGCCACCGAUAUCCUGCCAUGGCCGAUAUUUGACAACACGUAUUGGAAUAUGAUUUUAUUGAAGGAUUACACAACUAUAGGAGCUAGAUGGGUAGAAGCACUCAAUGUUAAUGAAUAUUGGCCAUGGCAGAUAUCAGUGGCGGUUUUUAGGCUCGUCACAAAGGUAAAUAUCGGCCGAUAUUGCGGGUUUCCAUCUUAAUCCGCUAUGAAGGCGCUGCAAAGCAUCCACUAUGACGGGAUUUUGGCUCUCUGCCAUGGACUGAUAUGUGCAUUGACAACAUUCGAAGCACUUAUCAUCUGCCAUCAACAACACUCGAAGCACCUAUGGAUACCGAAGAGAGGUCAAAUGAAAUCUAUAUAUCCUACCAUGCUUGAUCAACUAGUUGUAGAAGGACUGUUUUGUUGUUUCAUUUGUAUAUGUUAGCAUAACAAGCUAAUUAAAUGUUCAAAGCUUAGUCAACAUUUAAUUUACAAGUCUGCAUAUAGCAUUUGCCAGUAUGAGGUUUAGUUUUAAAUAAGACGAACUCUAAUUAAAUGGUUUCAUGAAUCACUUAGUAGAAGUAACAUGAUUCCAUGUCGUCAUUAAGUACAUUUCAUAAUUGGUUUCACGUGUUGGUUGUCAUGAUAUUUUGUUGUAUGAGAUGAAAGAUGCGAGGAGGCUGCUCGGUAGACUGCUCCUGUGGAAAAGGUUGAGGAGAAAGCAUUGGUUAAUUUGGCCAAAGUGAGGUUCUGAGAAAUGUUGCUAUCAGGGAACUAAGAGAAGAAAUAUGAGUUAGUUCAGCAGAAGUGAUUGCAAAGGAUAGUAGUAGUGGGAUGCUCUGCUUUUGUUUUUCCCCUUGCUAGUACGCUUUGUGCUCGGAUUUGAGUUGUGUUAAUAUAUUUAGCCGUUUCAAAAAGAAACUCACCAUGCAAUGUGAUUAGCUUGUGUUGAAACUUGAGCUGCUAUUAUUUCUGAAGAUUUUCUUUUGUUUCUCUAUUUUUGUUAGAUUACUUGCUGGUUUUUAAAGUUUCAGGCGAAAUUGCUUGCUUUUGGAUAUUUGGCGGGAACCUGUAGGAGGCCUGAAUUUUUAUUUAAAAGUCCUUUGUAACGUUUAAGCAGUGGCUAAAUGUUAACACUCUUGAUUCUUGUGCCUUCGUCGAAGUUAGGCUGCGCUCUUCUCGAUUCAUCAAUGGCCUCAAACAACAUAACUUCAACAUCAACAUCAAGAUCUAAAAAACAACAUGGAGAGGCUGCUAUUGAUGAUUGUCAAAUCUUGAAGAACAAAAUAGAUUCGUUAAAAGAAAAGAUCCAUGACGAGCGACUUAAAUCAAUUAAAGAUAAACUUUGGAUAAAUAGGGAGAAUCUUCGGUUUCAACUUUCCGAGGUCAUGGCAGCAGUGUCAAGAAAUACCUCAUUACAGACCGAGGAAGUUAACGCUAAAAUGCUUUCUUCAAGAAUUGACAAUCCUGUCAGUAAGUUUAGUGGUUUCCGUCAGGGUUUAGGAAGGAGAGAACAGAUACAAAAUCAAGAUGUAUCCUUUGAGAAAAGUUUCAUGUUACCAAGCUCUGAAAAGAUACCUCCAUAUACAUUUUGGUUACAUUUGGCCAGGAAUGAGAGAAUGACCAAAGAUCAAUCAUUUGCGGCAAGAAGAAACAUAUACUAUCAACAUGGUGGUGAAACAAUGAUAUGUAGUGACACCGAAGAAGAGUGCAAAGAGAAUAAAGAAGCUAAACAUUUUUCUCAGGGUGAAGACCAAAUUCUAUGGAUGGUAUUUGAGGAACAUGAUUUUACUGAGGAGGCAUUGAGUGUUGUUCAUAGCUGUAUUGGGGGCACUCACUCAGAGAUUCAGGAGAGGUAUAAAUAUCUCAAGGAAAAGGACAUGCAUGCUAAAAAUUCUCGAGAAAGUGAAUCUAUUACUGGAAUAUGUUUGGACAAAAGUUUGAGUGCCAGUUUAAGUACUUUUGAUCACUUUUUCUGUCGUCGUUGCAUGAUCUAUAAUUGUCCUUUACAUGGAUGUUCACAACCCUUAAUAUAUCCUAGUGAAAAGCAAUCAGUUUGGAAUGAACCAGAAGGUGAGAGUAAACCCUGCAGUGAUAAUUGUUACCUUAAGAUAAAGGAUGUCAAUACUUCAUCAGAAAAACCAACUCUAGAGUCUUCUCCAGAUAAAGAAAUUAAAAAAACAGAAAAUGUUGAAAUGGAUUAUCAUUUAGAUCUCAAUUCAGAUGUUAAGGACUCAGAUCUGCCAGUCUCAUCAUUAUGUGACUCAACUUCUCCUUGUGAAUCUCAAAAUUCUCAUAAAAAGCUGAAGCGAAUCCUAGAGAGCAAAGAAACUGCAAAUGGAGAUUAUAACAAAGAAAGUGCGGAAAUCACAGAUAAAAUAGAAUUGUUGCGAUUAUCCAACUCAAUGGAAUGGCAAGUUGAUGAGAAGCAUAGUAUAUCAGAUUGGAAACCUUUAGAGAAAGAUUUAUAUUUGAAGGGAAUUGAAAUGUUUGGGAGAAACAGUUGUCUUAUAUUUCGAAACUUACUUUCUGGAUUCAAGACUUGCACGGAAAUAGCCAGCUACAUGCGUGUUGAAGAGGCGGCCCGUAGAUCCAUAGAUGAAAAUGGAAAAUUUGAUGCAAAGUGCACUGACCAUGAGAUGCGAUCAAGUUUAAGGUCAUCUAAAAAAAAAGGAAAGAGCAAGCAAUUCAAAUAUUUACCAAAGACUCCACGCCUCAAGCCGAAUAGAAUUAAUGCUGGAGGAAACAUACUCCUGACGCAUUAUACACCUUGUGAGUGUCAAGGAAAGUGUGGAAAACAAUGUCCUUGUCGUCUUAAUGGAUAUUGCUGUGAAAAGUAUUGUGGGUGCGCUAAACUAUGCGGAAAUCGGUUCAGAGGAUGCCAUUGUGUUAUAACUCAAUGCAGAAAACGAAACUGUCCAUGCUUUGCAGCAAACCGGGAAUGUGACCCAGAUGUCUGUAGAAAUUGUUGGGUUAGUUGUGGUGAUGGUUCAUUAGGAGAGCCACCUCAUCAUGGAGAAAAUGAAUGUGAAAACAUGAAUCUUUCUUUAGGGAAAAAACAAAGGAUUCUUUUAGCCAAGUCUGAUGUUGCUGGAUGGGGAGCCUUCUUAAAGAAUCCUGCCAACAAAGAUGAUUUUUUAGGAGAGUAUACAGGUGAAUUAAUAUCUCAUACAGAAGCAGAGAAGCGUGGUAAAUUGUAUGAGCGUGCAGACUUCUCUUUUCUUUUUGACUUGGAUGAUGAGUAUGUUAUUGAUGCUUAUCGCAAAGGAGACAAGUUAAAAUUUGCAAACCACUCCUCAAAACCCAACUGUUAUGCAAAGGGUAUGUUUGUUCGUGGAGACCAUCGAGUAGGCAUAUUUGCUGGGGAACGCAUUGAAGCUGGUGAGGAACUUUUCUAUGAUUACAAGUAUGCUGCAAAUCACAGAGCACCUGCAUGGUUUGUUAAAGCCAAUAAUGCUGCCAAGAAAAAAGAACUUGCAAAUUCUCAUGGCAAAGCCAAGAAACGCUAGUCUCGUGCAUUCAUCAUUGUGUUUCACUAUUUUAUAGUCCAAAUUGUACCAUAUCUUCUCUCCGUCAACAACUAUCCUAUGGAAAAUACUCAUCUUAUACUGCUACAUACUAAAGAUAUACUAAAUUGCACUACAUAAAGGUGAAUGUGAUAACUCAACUGACAUGGGUUAAGAGGAGUGUGAUAACUCAACUGACAUGGGUUAGUUGAGUUAAAUUGAUGUACUCAUUGUUUAGGGUUGAAUAUCUGCAGUAUUUAUUUAUAUUUACGUACUUAAUUGCAUUUGCAUUGGAUAAUUGAAAAUACAAUAAAUUUUUUGACAUUAAAGUUAUUAUUGGAAUAACAGCGCAUGAGUUAUUUAUUUAUUUUUUUAAAUUGGAGAAACUUUUAUCCAUUAAAAUGAUGUUAAUAACUAUUUUACCACAGUUUCUAAAAAGUUGAACUAUGGAGUUAAAGUCACAAUGUUAAGUUUUUACGCUUAACUAUGAAUGCUAUAGUUUUGACCCUUACUAGUGGCAAGACGUUUGAGUGCAAGAGUGAAUGCUAUAGUUUUAACCUUUACUAAUGGCAAGACGUUUGAGUGCAAGAGGCAGCCAUCUUAAACCAGAACUAGCCAACGUACGUCUUUCAUUGAAAAUUUGGGUCUUAAUAUUUAAUAAAUCAAUUAGCAAGCAAUCAAACUUUGAAGCUCCAUUAAAAAAAGGG